This is a messenger RNA of Caenorhabditis bovis, 5382 nucleotides long. Lineage: Eukaryota; Metazoa; Nematoda; Chromadorea; Rhabditida; Rhabditidae. The record is from the annotation of a GenBank genome assembly.
AUGAUUCGUCGUAAUCGCUUGUCUGAAUUGCAUCUUCCACGAUUGCGACGAGCAAAAAUGUUUGUCGAAUUUGACAAAAAGGAGAAAGAAUUGACGUCGAUCGAGAAGACGUAUACACUGGAGAUCAAAAUCAAUGGGGUCAAUGAUCCACCGGAGCUCAUCAAACGCACAAAAGACGAGAAGCUUUUGAUUGCGUCGAAGGGAAGUCGCGUAUUGACUAGUGAGAUAAUCCAAUUGACCGAUGAAGACGAUAGGCCGGAUCGUGUGAAGGUGCAAGUUGUCGAGGCGAAUGGUGUUCACGUCGCUGUGCACGGUCAGAAGGUCAAUGAGUUCACGCACAAGCAACUCAUUGACGAGGUGGUGUCGAUUGUCGAUGAAGGCGACGUCGAGAUGGGCUCGAUUCGGUUGUUGGCGCGAGACGGCGACAGUCGCUCGAAUGUGCUCACCGUCAAGACGAGAUCAACACAAGUUGACGUGAAGCUGGUUAGCAAUACUGGCCUCAAGCUGCUUCAUCAUUCCUCGGCGACGAUCACCAAACGCAAUUUGUCGUUUGAAGCGUCGAUUCGUGAUAUGAUUGUGUCGUAUCGAAUUGUAGAUUUGCCCGACACCGGCGUCGUUGAAUGUCGAGUGGAAGGCGAGAGUGAGUUCAGCAUGUGUACGUCGUUCAGCCAAUCGCAGAUCAACGAUGAAGAAGUGAGGUUCAGACAUACGAGUAGCGCGAGCUCGCCGUCGGACAUGUUCAGCUUCCAAGUGGAAGCCGGCGAGUACGCCUCUAUGGUCCACGUGUUCCGCAUCGAUUUCAUUCCGAUGAACGUCAAAGUGUUCACGCGAGAGCCGUUCGUGUUGAACGGCACCGAAGUGGCGACGAUUGGCCGCCAAAAUUUGUUCGCGUGGACGUUUCCCAAGAGUUUCUCGUCGCAUAAUUUGAUUUAUUUCAUCGACGAGCCGCCAAAAUUGGGCACGCUCUCGAGGCGAAUUGGCGCGACGAAGAAGCAACGACGAAUCGGCGUCUCGUCGAAUUUCACACAACAGGAUAUUGAUGAGGGCAGUAUUAGCUAUAAGCUUCACUAUCAGCAAUAUUCGAUUGUCAAUGAUUUCUUCAUGUUUCGCGUUGUGUCGCCAGCGGUGUCGUCGGCGUUGCUUCGAUUCGAGAUAGUUUAUGUACCCCAAGCGUCUUCGAUUCGCCUGAUCAACAAGACGAUUGUCGUCAAAGAGGGCGAAUCGGCAUCGGUGACGCCGGAUUUCCUCUCGCUAUCGACACCCGACGAUUCGGAUUUCGUUUUUCGCGUCAUAACACCCACCGUUCACGGCACACUACGAUUGCGCGACGCGUUCUUGAUGACGAUUCUCAAGAAGGACUCGAAUUUCACGACGAACGACUUGAUGAAGCAUCGUCUCGUCUACACGCAUUCCGAUGAUGAGUCGCGUUCGGACGAAUGCCGAUUGUUGGCGAUAUCGAGCCAAAACGCGCAACGACAAGUGCCGCUCAUAUUGAGUUUCUCGAUUAUUUUGCUCAACGACAAUGCGCCGAGUGUCUCGAAAAAUGUGACCCUCUAUAUGGUCGAAAGGGGAGAGCGCGUUUUGCAUGAUUUUCUAUUGCCUUGGAAAGAUGAUGACGUGGAUACGCCGGCGCUUCUGUUCGAUUUUGCUCAAAAUAAAGAUGCUGCAAUUCUGUCAACGGUUUCUCCAUACCUUCCGUUAACGUCGUUCAGUCAACAUGAAAUCGACGAAGGAAAAGUGAUGAUUCGUCAUUUAGGGCAUCAUAGUGAAUUCGACAUCAACUACACUGUCAGCGAUGGAGUGCAUCGCGUCGACGGCCGAAUGCACGUGGUCGCCGAGAAGCCGAAAGUUUGGGUGCAACACUCGGAGGCAAUUGUCACUUGCGGAAGCACAAUGCCGCAAAUUAUUCGACUCACGUCAAAGAAUCUCACCGUGCUCACGAAUCUCGACGUUCGACUCGUCGAUAUUGUGUAUUCGAGCAACUCGACGCGAUUCUUUAUUGGUGCCAAUCGGCGGGUUGUUUCAACGUUCACCCAGAAGGACAUUGACGCCGAACUCGUUUGGUAUACGGUUGCCAGCGAGAACGAGCUGGAAUCAUUGAACGUGGCGAUUGCCGAUCGUCACCUCGAUGUGCAAUUUGUCGUCAGAUGUGUUGCGACGCAAGGAGCUUACGACUAUCAACAACAUCAAGUGUUGCGAGUGCCGAUGGGCGGCGCGACACUAAUCGAUCAUACGGUGUUGGGAGAGUUUCUCAACGAGCAUCUGAUCUACCAAGUCGUUCGCCAGCCGUCGAAUGGAUAUCUUUUGCUAGACGAAAAAUCGUUCUCGUCGAGGGUGUCGCGAUUCACGACGAGCGAUGUGAAAAAUGGAAGAGUGCAGUACGUGCACAACAACGCGAAUUCAAUGAAUGAUUCGAUCGAUUUUCAAAUUCAAACGCAGACGAACGGAAUUCCGCUGUUGUUCACACUUGACAUUGACGUGUUCGUGCGAAAUGUAUCCAUGACGACGCGUCCGUUCACUGUACCCGCCGGUGGACGAGCUCCGAUCACACCUGAGGUACUGAAUGUGACGACGUCGGAAAACGAUGAGGACGCGGUGAUCAGUGUGAUUUCACCGCCGACGUCGGGAUGGAUAACGACGCACAGCUUGAAGAACGUGUCCAACAUCAAUUCGAUCGACUCGUUCACGUCGAAAAUGCUCGCCGCCGGUCAUGUGUGGUUCGUUUCCGAUGGCUCCGAGGGCAAUGAUAGCAUCGCUGUUCGCGCUUGUGUUCAAGAUCAAUGCACUGGAGCGCAGUUGCUUCAAAUCAUUGUCAAUCAGAUAAACGUUAAAGGUCCGGUAUUAAUUCGGAAUGAAGUUCUUCGGGUAUCUGGAGAGAAGGCGUUGAUCACGAAUUUGCAUCUCAAUGUCAAGGAUGAAGACACUCCCUCAAAUUCGAUCAUUUAUCUGAUUUCGCCGCCGUCUAAUGGAAAAAUCGUGAAAAUGCCGCAUACGCAAGAAGCGAUCACGAAUUUCACUCAAUUCGACAUUGAUCAAUCGCACGUUGUGUUUUUAAGCUCGAACAAUUCGAAUCCGUUCGGUGGCUUUAGUUUUCAUGUGAGCGAUGGAAUUCAAAAAAUUGGUCCCGAAUGGUUCAGCACCGAAUUGUCAUCGAGCUCGAACAUUCUCGAAGCGAAUGGACGAUUGGUAGCGUCUCCCGACAGUGCUGUAGUCAUCGGAGCGGAACUACUUCGCGCAAACAUGCCGGGGACAAAACCCGAGGAAAUUGUUUUCACCAUUCUCAAACCUCCAAAAUAUGGCGAAUUGUUGAUCGAUGGUAUAAAAGGCAACAUUUUCACUCAAACUCAGAUAAAUCGCCGUCAAGUGGUUUAUUCGACGAUAGGGACCAUUCAACAAAACGAGUGGAGUCGGCGAGAUUCAUUCUCAUUCAAAAUCCAUCGUAACAAUUCGAAACAAGCGCUGAAUUCGAAUGAGAAGUUUCGAAUCACUACCACUUACGCUGCUCUAUCGGACAAGAUCAUUUCGAAAUAUAUCACGACGAGUCCUUUGAUCGUCUCACGCGGCGGCUCGGCGUGCUUCAAUCAUUCACAUCUUGACGUCUCUUCGUUGGUUGAUACUGUUGACAAGGAGGUGGUUAUGAUCGAGAUUGGAACGGAGCCUCGGCAUGGACGCUUAGAAUGGCUUGACAAUGAGAGGAAACGGAUGUCGUGGACGGAACUCCGAAGCGCGUUCUUUUUGAUCUACCAACACAACGAUCAAGACGUCGGCGACGAUUCGCUGGUGUUUCACGUGUACGCGGCGCGCGAAUCGACGAGACGUGCCAGUCGAAUUCGGGUGUCGGUGAUGAUCAAAGUGAGAACGCCGCCCGAUCCCAACGUUCAAGUCGUCCUAUUCCCAUCGUCGGUUAGUAUUCUGAAUAGCGGAUCGACGCCGCUUCUCGCCGACAUGCUCAUGACGCGCCAUAAAUCGGUUCCGCCGCAAUCGAUUGUGUACCGAACGAUUCAGCGUGGCGCGAAUGGUGUGACGAUACGGAAAAAUGAUGACGAGGUGAAGAUGUUCACGCAAAAUGAGAUUAACGAGGGAAAAAUCGCGCUUUGGCACACAUCGAGCCGUCAUCAAUCGGUGAGCUGGCACGACGUCAUCGUCGUCGACAUUGAAGGCCACACGCGAACGAUCGUCGUCGACAUCAAACCGCUCGAUUUGACGCUGAAGAAUCACAGCACGAUUUGGUAUCCGCAGGGCAAAACGUACGUGGUGCUGAGCAGUCGGCAUCUCGGCGCGUUUUCGAACGGCAACCGCGAAAUGCUCAAAUACAAAAUCACGAGCGGUCCCGAGAAUGGCACGUUCUAUUGGGUGGCCGGCGAGAAGGAGGCGAAAGAGUUCACGCAGAAGGACAUCGACGAGGGACGCAUAUUGUAUGCGCAAUUGAACAUGCACUCGUAUCAGGACAGAUUCGAGUUUGUUGUCGAGAACGACUCGCGCGAUGUGCUUCGCAAUUCGUCCCAGCUAAUGGUUCGCGCGCUCGUCGCCGUGCAGCCGGUGAUUGUGGAGGCCGACACGGCGACGCCACUAACGAGCAGCCAGAUCAACGCAUCCGCUUUAAUGAAUUCGUCACCGCGCUUCUUUUUGACGUCACAAUUGAAAUACGGCCGGCUGACAUUUGAUCCAAACACAAAUUACACAACCUACUAUUUUACGUAUUCGGACAUUCAAAAGGGAAUUGUGUACUAUAAGGCGUUCAAGACGGAUGAGGAGGUUCAUGAGAUUGUGAACCUUGAAGUGCGCGCCGACAAUGUGCAACCAGCUCGAUUCUCACUUCCGAUCACGAUAUUGCGUGCCGAUCUCGAGCCGAUCGAGCCGAUCACGACAAUCGAGGAGAAUGAAGUGGGCGGCGAGCGGGCGAAAUUCGCGCCGUUUGGCGAAAACAGUGUGCCCGUUUGGAUUCUUGGCGCGAUUCUCGCAGCCACCCUCUUCAUUUUGUUGUGCAGGCGAUGCGAAAACGAUAAGAAGAAAAAGAAGAAGAAGAAGAAGACGGUGCAGAUACUCAACACCCAAUUGGAUACGCCGACGAGACUGCCGCCGAGUCCAACGGCGUCGAUGGAGCGCGUCGAGAAACCCGCUGAUCUACUAGGAACGACGGUGUUCGCCUCGGUGAGACAGGCUGAGGAUCGAAUGGCGAUGCAGUCGUUCAACAAGCCGCCGAAAUCGCAAGAAGAGGUUGAUUUUGUGCACCGAAAACCGGUUGGAGGAGUUGGUGCGGUUGCGCGUCGCCAGAAUGUCUCUAGUCUUGAUUAUGCGGGAAUUUCUUCCGACACGCCGCCACCAAUGCGUUUGUUCGACCAAGUCGCCAACACCCAACCGGCGAACCAUUAUUGGGUCUAA